Chenopodium quinoa (quinoa) is the source of this 1146-nucleotide messenger RNA. RefSeq lists its product as uncharacterized. Gene Ontology annotation, molecular function: nucleic acid binding; RNA-DNA hybrid ribonuclease activity. NCBI's taxonomy places the organism in Eukaryota, Viridiplantae, Streptophyta, Magnoliopsida, Caryophyllales, Amaranthaceae. The record is from RefSeq and is a predicted model, not a curated record. The coding region runs from base 1 to 1146 and encodes 381 amino acids. The transcript has a single exon.
AUGAACACUCCGAAGCUUGUUAGCCCCCUCCCCGGGGAGACAUUGUUUGUGUACUUGGCCAAAUCAGAUUAUGCCCUGAGUGCGGUUCUUGUUGCGGAAGGAGAUGAAGGCCAAGUACCUUUCUAUUUUGUCAGCCAUGCCCUAAGGGGGGCUGAAACCCGGUAUACUCUCAUAGAAAAAGUGGUGUACGCUUUAGUGAUGGCAAGUAGGAAGUUAAAGCCAUACUUUCAAGCACACCCGAUCAAAGUCCUCACCAGCCAACCAAUCAAGAAAGUGUUAGAGAGCAAAAAUCAUGCAUCCCAAAUGACGGAUUGGUCGGAUCAGUUAGCUGAUUUCGGAAUUGAGUUUGAGCCCCGGAAGGCCAUCAAGGCCCAAGCCUUAGCCGACUUUAUAGCUGAAUGCGCUCAUAGGCCUACUCCAAUAGACACCUCCACCCCUUGGGCUCUUUAUGUGGAUGGGUCGUCUAGUAAGGCAGGGAGUGGAGCUGGGCUAGUUAUCAUCUCCCCGGAGGGAGAAAAUUUUGAAUAUGCAGUCAAGUUUUCUUUCCAUGCAUCAAAUAAUGAAGCUAAGUAUGAGGCUCUUAUGUUGGGGCUAAACUUGUGCCAAUUCAUGAAGAUAAAAUCCGUUCAAAUGUGUUCAGACUCACAGCUCAUAAUGGGACAAAUGGCAAAGGAGUUUGAAGUGAAGGAGGAAAACAUGAAAGCCUAUUUUGAAAAGGCUGAAAGCUUGACAAGAUCGUUUGACAACUUUGAGAUCAGGCACAUCCCCCGCUCGGAGAAUCAGCAAGCUAAUGCUCUUGCCCGAUUAGCAAGCUUGGCUGAGGGGAUAGCCCCCCGAAAUAUCAUGUGGGAAGUAUUAGAGAAGCCAAGUACCCAAAAACUUGCUGUCAUGGAUAUUGAUAGAGGGGAAACUUGGAUGGACCAAAUCAUUCAAUACUUAAAGGGGGAGCUGCCCGAGGAUACCCUCGACUUCAAAAUGAUCAAAAAGCGGAGUGAGUGGUUCUUACUUCAUGAUGGGGUCCUCUACAAAAAAUCCUUUACUCAUCCUUUGCUGAAGUUCAUAACCCCGGAGGAGGGGAAUUACGUCCUUAGAGAAAUUCAUGAAGGGGCAUGUGGUAGCCAUCAGGGUGGAAGUACCAUAGCUUGA